Messenger RNA from Danio rerio (zebrafish), 3045 nucleotides. The record is from RefSeq and is a predicted model, not a curated record. Lineage: Eukaryota; Metazoa; Chordata; Actinopteri; Cypriniformes; Danionidae.
UUUCGCAAAGGAUCUCUUUAUUUGUGGAAAUGGGUUUCUCCACACCUCCCUGUCAGCCUCACAUGCUAAAAAAAAAGCACAGACACACACGGCCGCUGUUGCUUCUCCAGCAGAAGUUCAGCGAUCACCUGUGGGACUGUAGGCGAGGACAGGUAACGAAUGUCCAGGUGACUCUCUCUCACACUCUCUACGCUCUUGCUGGAUUCACAAUCCUCUCUACUCGUCUGGGAUGAGUUUCUGGAGACGAAACAAGAAGAAUGACGACCAAAAGAAUCAACUCAAAACUGAAGAGUCACUGGACAGCCCCACAUCUCCAUCCCAGUCACCUAUUAUAGAGAAAGAUGGUUUGGACUCUGUCAUCUCUGAUUACGGGUCAGAAAAGCCUGACCUGUCCGCGGAUCUUCAAGACUGCAUGGCUGCACUGGACCUGUUCCUGCAAAAUCAAUUUGACGAGUCUCUGAGCAGACUACGAAGCAGGAAUAAAGACAGCAUGUAUCACGCGCUCACGUAUGCCACUAUACUGGAAAUGCAGGCCAUGAUGACCUUCAACCCGGAGGACAUAUUUGCUGCAGGAAACACAAUGAAGGAGGCACAGGCUGUGUGUCAACGAUACCGCAAAAAGUCUUCAUUCAACAGCAAAAACUUCACCGAAGAGGAGCUUCAUGCUGAAGUGUGCUAUGCCGAAUGCCUCCUCCAGAGAGCAGCACUCACUUUCCUUCAGGAUGAAAAUAUGAUCAGCUUCAUAAAGGGAGGAAUGAAAGUGAGAAACAGCUAUCAAAUAUACAAGGAGCUUCAUACGAUCCUGAAAUCUUCAGGUUAUGUUCAAGGUGACAAUCAUGGUCAUUUUGAGGGAGGUGUUAAACUCGGCAUCGGGGCCUUUAACCUGAUGCUGUCGUUGUUGCCAACGCGGACUCUCAGAUUGUUGGAAUUUGUGGGCUUUUCUGGUAACAAAGAGUUUGGUCUUGAGCAGCUCCAGGAGGGCUGUUCUGAGCACACGUUUAGGUCUUUCCUGUGUAACAUGUUGUUGCUCUGCUACCACACCUUCAUGAGCUUCAUUCUGGGCACUGGAGAGGGGGAUGUGGAAGAUGCAGAAAAACUGCUUCAGCCUUAUCUGAAAAAGUAUCCGAAGGGAUCCAUUUUCCUGUUCUUCGCUGGUCGAAUAGAGGAAAUUAAAGGAAAUCUGGAUGCUGCUAUCAAGCGUUUUGAGGAGUGUUGUGAAGCUCAGCAGGACUGGAAACAGUUCCAUCACAUGUGUUACUGGGAGCUGAUGUGGUGCUUCACCUACAAAAGGCACUGGAAGAUGGCCUACUUCUACGCAGACCUGCUCAGUAAAGAAAACAACUGGUCUAAGGCCACAUAUGCGUAUAUGAAAGGUGCUUACCUCAGCAUGCUGAGUCGAGAGGAAUGCCAGCCGUUCGGGGAGAAUGAAGUGGCUUUGUUUAGGCAAGUUCCCAGUCUAAAGCAAAAAAUUGCUGGGAAAUCGCUGCCCACAGAGAAGUUUGCUAUUAGAAAAGCCAGACGCUAUAAUACUGAUAAUGUCAUUCCUCUUCCUGCACCUCCACUGGAGAUGAUGUAUAUCUGGAACGGCUACACUGUGAUCGGGAAGCACAAGGACCUGACAGAGGGCAUGCUGAAGACAUUGGAUGAGGCCCAGCAGACGCUUGAGCAAACUCCAAGGACUGAGUUCACCACAGAUGACCAGUGUGUGGUUAGUUUGCUGAAGGGCCUCUGUCUCAAACACUUGGGUUACAAGGAGGAAGCAGAACAUUACUUCACCCUCGUCCUCUGCAAUGAGAGUCUGAUUAAAUAUGACCACUACCUGGUGCCCAAUGCAUUGCUGGAACAUGGGUUACUGUGCUUGGAGGAGGGGAGAAUAGAUGAAGCCAUCAAACUUCUGGAGGCCGCAAAACAAAACUACAAGAACUACUCCAUGGAAUCCCGAACACACUUCCGGAUUCAGGCAGCUCUACAUAAGGCCCGAGGCACAGCUGUGAACGGAUACCAUUCCUCACCUUCCAGCCCUUAACACUUAGGGUUUCCGCUGGGUCACAGCAACUAAGAUCAGGCUUGACAUGGGUUGCCAAAUGCCCUGAGAGGGACUAACAGAGUACAUGACCCAAACCGAGCUUAUAGUGACGUCUCCUUGAUUAAAUAACGCAUACAGAGAUUUUUACUGUACAUGGACAACAGCUGCAUGAAUAUGUCACGUCAAGUGCCAUGCAAUUUAGCCAAGACCCAGAAAUGACAUCAUGCUGUUGUGAUGUCAUGAAAAUAACAUCAUGCUUUUAGAAUAUUGUACUUGUGUUGUUAAUAGGGAGGAUGACGAUAAUGAUAUGAAACACAAUGUUAGGAGUGUAACAGUAUGCAUAUUCAUUCAUUCAUUUCUUUUCCUUAAGCUUAGUCUCUAUUUUAGAGAUUGCCACAGCGGAAUGAACCGCCAACUAUUCCGGCAUAUGUUUUACGCAGCGGAUGCCCUUCCAACCGCAACACAGUACUGGGAAACACCCAUACACACUCAUUCACACACAUUUAUACACUACAGCCAAUUGAGUUUAUUCAGUUCACCUAUGCCACAUGUCUGUGGAUUGUGGGGGCAACUGCAGCAGCUGGAGGAAACCCACGUUGACACGGAGAGAACAUGCAAACUCCUCACAAAAAUGCUUACUGUUUCAGAUGGGACUUGAACCAGCGACUUUCUUGCUGUGAGGCAACAGUGCUAACCACUGAGCCACCGUGCUGCCAUGCAUAUUCAUAGUGAACAAAUUUAGUUAUGGGUCUUUUGGUUCAGAAUGCAUAAGAACUGAACAAAUACAGUGUUGUUUUAACCAUAGUACAUGAUAAACUUUUAGUUUUAUAUUAAUCAGUUAUGGGUUCAUUCUGCUGUGGCGACCCCUGAUAAAUAAGUGACUAAGCCAAAAGAAAAUGAAAGAAGGAAUGAACCAGUAAUGAUUCUUAUAUACUAUAAAUGAUCUUUUAGUGUCAAGUUGUAAAGUAAAGUUGGCUUUAUUGUCAUUUCAGCAAUAUACAGUGGAGUACACAGUGAAA